UACUAGGGUUUCGUUCGUAGUUAGGGUUUUCGCUGAGCGGUCUCUGUUCCAUACUCGGUGCAGUAGAAGGGCAUCCGUAGACAAAGCGAAAAUGCCGUCACACAAGACCUUCAGAAUCAAGAAGAAGUUGGCGAAGAAGAUGAGGCAGAACAGGCCCAUCCCUUAUUGGAUUAGGAUGAGGACCGAUAACACCAUUAGGUACAACGCUAAGCGCCGCCACUGGCGUCGUACCAAGCUUGGAUUCUGAGGUGCUUGCUCUGCCAAUGUUUUACCCUUAAUUCGUUUCGGUUUAUUAAAUUAAUUAGUGUCUUUUCUUUUCUUCUGCGGCAAAAACAAUGUUUUGGAGCUGUAAUGCUUUUGCAUCUUUUCUAAGAUCAGUUUGUCAGGAUUUUAUUGUAGUUCACUGACGGUAAAGUAAUUGGAAUUCUUCGGAUCAUGAAUUAUUAAUGAUUAUAUUUUUUGUUGCUUUGAA
Molecule: messenger RNA, 472 nt
Organism: Gastrolobium bilobum
Lineage: Eukaryota; Viridiplantae; Streptophyta; Magnoliopsida; Fabales; Fabaceae
Product: large ribosomal subunit protein eL39
Exons: 3
Coding region: 92-247 (51 amino acids)
Biological process (GO): translation
Cellular component (GO): cytosolic large ribosomal subunit; ribosome
Molecular function (GO): structural constituent of ribosome
Source: RefSeq, a predicted model, not a curated record